Salmo salar (Atlantic salmon) is the source of this 2552-nucleotide messenger RNA. Its product is annotated as solute carrier family 2, facilitated glucose transporter member 2. Lineage: Eukaryota; Metazoa; Chordata; Actinopteri; Salmoniformes; Salmonidae. Gene Ontology annotation, cellular component: plasma membrane; brush border. Gene Ontology annotation, biological process: dehydroascorbic acid transport. Gene Ontology annotation, molecular function: D-glucose transmembrane transporter activity. The record is from RefSeq and is a predicted model, not a curated record.
AAUCACGACACGGAGUUUAACCACCAUGAAAACAGGGUGACAAACACAGCCUAAGACAGUGUAUAAGGCACCAUGUGUGAUGUAAUGAUGUUAAUGACAUGAUUGCUAAACGCCCAACAGUAAGGUGUACAGAUAGAGAGGUGCUGUGCUCAGGUGUGUCUUUCUAUCUAGUGCUGUGUGUAUGUCGAGAUGAGUGCAUGGACACAGCGUGAUCCCAGCGAUUGAUGAUUACCCUGGAAGUGUGUGUGUGUGAUCAGUUCGUGUUGUUGGAGCUGGUGUCGAGACUCUGAACCCAUCAUGGAGUCGGGAAAGCAGCUGACAGGCACUCUAGCCCUAGCAGUGUUUUCAGCAGUCUUGGGUUCUCUACAGUUCGGAUACAGCUUGGGAGUCAUCAAUGCGCCACAGAAGGUGAUAGAGCAGCAUUAUGGGCAGUCCCUGGGGGUGCUCCCUGAGGAGCCUCUCCUCCUAUCAGAGAACGGUACUGAGACAGAGAAGCGGGAAGUGCAUCCCUCUGUGGUCAUGUAUUGGUCUCUGUCUGUGUCGAUCUUCUCCAUCGGGGGCGUGGUGUCGUCCUUCCUGGUGGGCUUCAUUGGAGACCUGAGAGGAAGGGUGAAGGGCAUGUUGAUGGUGAAUGUGUUAGCAGUAAUAGCAGGACUACUGAUGGUGAUGGCUAAGAUGUGGAAACCUCACGUCAUGGUCAUCGCUGGACGAUGUGUCAUGGGAUUCUACUGUGGUCUGUCCUCAGGGUUAGUUCCUAUGUAUAUAGGGGAGAUAGCUCCCAUGGCCUACAGAGGAGCUCUGGGAACCUUACAUCAACUGGCUACUGUUACUGGUAUACUACUGAGUCAGGUGCUAGGUCUAGAGUUCCUCCUGGGUAAUGACUACUACUGGCCACUGCUGCUGGGUCUGUCUGGAGCUCCUGCUGUGUUACAGUCUCUACUGCUGCCACUGUGUCCUGAAAGUCCCAGAUACCUCUACAUCAAGAGAGACAUGGUGGAGGAGGCCAAGAAGAGUCUGCGUCGUCUGAAGGGAGAGUAUGACCCAUCAGCUGACCUGGAGGAGAUGAGGAGGGAGAAGGAGGAGGUAGAGAAGGAGGCGCAAGUCUCUAUCGCUGUACUGGUGCGGUCAUCUCUCUACAGGCAGCAGCUGUUUGUAGCCUUGAUGAUGCAUCUCUCACAACAACUGUCUGGAAUUAACGCUAUCUUUUAUUACUCAACAGCCAUCUUUGAGAGAGCAGGAGUCACUCAGCCUGUCUAUGCAACCAUUGGAGUAGGAGUUAUCAAUACCGUCUUUACUAUGGUGUCGGUGGCUCUAGUGGACAGGGCCGGCAGACGAACAUUGACUCUGAUUGGUUUAGGUGGGAUGUGUAUCUGUGCCGUCGCCAUGACAGUCGGCCUUGUGUACCUGAGUGUCUACUCCUGGAUGUCCUAUGUCAGCAUGUCGGCCAUCUUCCUGUUUGUGUGUUUCUUUGAGAUCGGCCCUGGUCCCAUCCCCUGGUUCAUCGUGGCUGAGUUAUUCAGUCAGGGCCCCAGGCCUGCUGCUAUAGCUCUGGCUGGCUGCACCAACUGGACCAGCAACUUCAUCAUAGGCAUGACCUUCCCUUACAUAGAGGCUCUGUGUGGUAGCUAUGUGUUCAUCCUGUUUGCGGUGCUGUUGUUUGGCUUCACUGUGUUCACUUACCUGCGUGUGCCGGAGACCAAAGGGAAGACAUUUGAGGAGAUAGCAGCUGUGUUUAAAAAGGGAAGAAACCAGACACCAGGAACCAGAAAGACUGGAAUUGGAACUGGUACUGGUACUGGUACCUCCACCGAGCUGGAGCAGCUCAAAUCAGACUCCCAUGCCUGACAUGCUCACUAGUCCAGGGGGAUCCAACCCUGGAGAGUUACAGGGUGUGCAAGCUUUAGUUCCAGCCCUGCACUAACAUGUCUGAUUAGCUUAAUCUGGUGUGUUACUGCAGGGCUGGGAUAAUUAGCAUUGUGACAGAAUGUAAGUGAUGAUAGUCCUGAAUCCUGAUCGCCAUCUAGAUAUUCGUUUACUUCCAGGAACAACUCCUGACAUGACUAACUUUACAUAACUCAUACACAGGGCCCAGACUGUUUCCUGCUCAGUAUAAAACAGCCUGAAAAACUCCUGACAUGACUAACUUUACAUAACUCAUACACAGAGCCCAGACUGUUUCCUGCUCAGGAUAAAACAGCCAGAAAAACUCCUGACAUGACUAACUUUACAUAACUCAUACACAGAGCCCAGACUGUUUCCUGCUCAGGAUAAAACAGCCAGAAAAACUCCUGACAUGACUAACUUUACAUAACUCAUACACAGAGCCCAGACUGUUUCCUGCUCAGGAUAAAACCGCCAGAAAAACUCCUGUCUCUACUGUAUCAUUCAUGCACAGUACAAUAGCGAGAAAGACAGCAGGUGGUUUUGUUUCUAGAGGUUACAUUAUUCUGUUCUACCAUGUUCAAUGUGUAACUGACUGAAUGUAUUCACACAAGUUGAAUGUCAACAAAUGGGACUUUAGGAUUACUAUUAAUAAAUUACUACAAAGACAA